Miscanthus lutarioriparius is the source of this 546-nucleotide messenger RNA. NCBI's taxonomy places the organism in Eukaryota, Viridiplantae, Streptophyta, Magnoliopsida, Poales, Poaceae. The record is from the annotation of a GenBank genome assembly.
AUGGCCGCCGCUCUCCUCCGUUUAUUGCCGUUCUUGCUGCUAACGCUGACGGCGCCACCCACCGCCGCUGCAGCUGUUUUGGCACCGGCGGCGCCCAAGAACGUCACCCUCGACUCUGCCACGCUGUCCUUCGCGGACCUCACGCUGCUGGGGGACUCCUUCCUCCGCAACGGCUCCGUCGGGCUGACGCAGGAGACCGGCGUGCCUUCCUCCAGCGCCGGCACCGACCGGCUCAUCGAGGCCGCGGACGCACGGCUGGCCGGCGAGUUCGACAAGGACGAGAUGCUGCGGCUGCUGCUCGUGGGGCUGAGCUGCGCCAAUCCCAAUUGUGAGGAGCGUCCUGCGAUGAGGCGGGUGGUGCAGAUCCUGAACCGUGAGGCCGAGCCAGCGCCCGUGCCGCGCAAGAAACCACUGUUGGUGUUCAGCUCCAGCGCGUCCAUGAAGCUGCAGGAGAUCGCCUUCUCCUGCGGCGAUGACGUCCGAGGCGGCUACUCUGUUGCCAAGCCUACAUCCCCAAAGUCCGAGGGAGCCGACAUUGAACGCUGA